This is a messenger RNA of Capra hircus (goat), 2074 nucleotides long. RefSeq lists its product as uncharacterized. Bases 241 to 903 code for a protein of 220 amino acids. NCBI's taxonomy places the organism in Eukaryota, Metazoa, Chordata, Mammalia, Artiodactyla, Bovidae. The record is from RefSeq and is a predicted model, not a curated record. The transcript has 2 exons.
UGGGAUGGAGGGACGCUGCAGUCCCCCACCCCACCCCCACCGCAGCUCCAGGUUGGCCCCCACGCCUUCCACGGGCGCCGCCGGGGACCCAGGGGGAGGAGGACUUGGGCCGCCCCCCACCCCGGGGAAGGGUCUCGGCGGCGGCGGCCGCGCUUGGGCUGGGGGGCGGGGGGUACUGCGGGCCCCGCCGCAGCCCCCCGCCCCGAUUUUAGCGGGCUGACUGCAGUCUCCAUCCCCGGGAUGGCGGGACAUUGCAGACCCCCGCCCCACUCCACCGCAGCCCCAGGUUGGCCCCCACGCCCUCCGCGGGCGCCCCCGGGGGCCCAGCGGGAGAAGGCUCGGACCGCCCCCCAUCCUCCGGGGAAGGGUCUCGGCGGCGGCGGCCGAGCGCGAUGCGACCUGCGCGGAGCUCUUUGCCUGCCGUCCACCUUCAUGGACCACCGCACGCCCCCCUUCCCCAGUCCAGCCCCUCACUGCGGGCGACUCCCCGCCCCCGGCUCUCCAUCACUUCACUCGGUGGUUUGUUUCACUAUUUUAACGGAGGAGGGGAAGAGGCAGCGACGCCUGGGAGGCGCGAGAGGGGCACUUCGGAGGCCGCGAGGGGGCUGCCGCGGUGUGGGGCGUCCCCUGACCCGACACCGCCCCUCUUGGUCUCAGAGGCAGAUGCGGGAGCCCAGCCCCACCCGCGCCGUUCCCUCCCCACGCGGUCCUCCCUGUGCAUCCAGGGCCCAGUACUUCUUGCUCUGGGACUGCCGCCCCAGCACUGCGUUCUCCAUCAGCGCUGCCUCGGCCUCUGUCGCCUUCCCUUCUCCGCGCUUCACAACUGAUGCUUCGGCGGCGGGGGGCUGCCUUGCCCCCAAGGGGCGGCCCCCCUGGGUCCCCACCCCGCGAUGGCACGGCUGAUGCUGUGUCAUCCUUGUCGCCCUCCGAGGCAUCAGGGAAGCCACAUGCAAUAUCUCUUUCUCUCAGAGGGCUCCUGUUUCAGCUCUGAAAAGCUGGGGCCCUCCUCUGAGCCGCUCGCCAUCUCCAGGGCUCCAGCCACCAGCUUCGCCCUGGCUGCGGCGGCCCAAGUUAUCACCCAAGCCCAGAGAAACCAGGCCUGGGCUGCGCUUCCUCCAUAAAGCGGCUGACAUGUUUCCACCUGUUAAUACUUUUCCUACCGAGCUUCUGAAAGGGGCCUGUUGUCAGCCUUUGGAAACAUCUCAGAAAGAUAAGGGUGAUUGUGGUUGUAAAAGACAAACACUGCACACCCCCCAAAUUCUAAAGAUGACGGGGGGCCUCUCCACUGGGGGCUGAGAACGCUACUGUAGAGUCUCCCAUGUGAGGUUUGUUAGGCAAGAUGAUGUUGUACAGACAGAAAGCUGGCUACUAUCUACUUGCUAUGACCUUCGACCCUGUUCCACUCGAGUUCCUCUGAAUACACUUGCUCACCAUCCAAAGUUGUAAGCCCAGUCCCAGGCCUUUAACUGGUGGCCUUCAGUGGAUCUCUGGUUUUCAGGACAGCAGACAGAAGUGUCGACCCAGGGAUGGAUUAAAUGGAUGGGUUCUGGCCAAGACAGAACUCUCUAGAACCAAGCAAAAGCAGUUGCACCAUUACCUCUGACUUGAGAUAAUCAGCUGCCCAAGAGGGAACUGAUUCAGCUGGCUGUUUCUCUGAUGUCCAGAGUCAUCAAAAUUAAGUUUUCAGAACCUGUUACAUUUCCCAGGGUCUGCUGUUGACAGAGGAAAACUCAACCCAGAGAAACUUUAGUAAUGGCAUUUUUCUAAGCCUCCUCUCUAGCCUCACCGCAUGCCCCCAGUUAGAUGUUGCCUUUCCUGGUCUCCCCACUCAGUGGUACGUUUCUGAGUAGGAAUCAUAUCAAAAUUGGAAUUUUGCUUGUAAUUUAGCUUAUUCUGUAAAAUACAUUCAAACCUGCAAAGCUACAUGAAUUUUUAGGACAGAUCACCUCGAUAGCAUCACCGCGGUAAUACUGGCAACCUAUUUAGUUGAGAAAACAGCCUAUAAGCAACUUUUGAAAUGAUGCUGAGCUGUGCAUUCAUCUUUUCUAGCUAAUUUAUAAACUUGGAAGUCAAA